Messenger RNA from Acipenser ruthenus (sterlet), 10033 nucleotides. RefSeq names its product neurofascin-like. NCBI's taxonomy places the organism in Eukaryota, Metazoa, Chordata, Actinopteri, Acipenseriformes, Acipenseridae. The coding region runs from base 130 to 4668 and encodes 1512 amino acids. The transcript is spliced from 37 exons. Gene Ontology annotation, molecular function: cell-cell adhesion mediator activity; cytokine receptor activity. The record is from RefSeq and is a predicted model, not a curated record. Gene Ontology annotation, cellular component: membrane. Gene Ontology annotation, biological process: cell-cell adhesion; brain development.
UGGGUACCGUGUGCUGUCGGGAGCGCGCUCGGCCGAAGCUGUGCUCUGCUCCACUGCGGAUUCAUGUAUAGAGCGAUGAGCGAGAGAGAGAGAAUUAAACUGAGGACGACAUAGCAUAAACUGAGUCAUAUGUACAUGCAAAAAAACAGAAAGCACAAAGAGGAAACACAGACCACUCAAACGAAGAGGAGGUGGCGGAAAGACACCACAGGUGACAUUAACGAAGGAAAUUGUUCAAACCUUAUCAGGAUAUCAGGACUUUAUCUGCACCCUGAAUUUUUGUCGCUCACAGCACACAGGCUGCUUCAGCACUGUCCACUGGGACCUCCAGCUGCAGCAGCUGUGAAUCUAGGCCAGUCAGGGACGUAUCCUCGCUUCUCUGAUUCUGCUAGUUUGUAUCCAGGGAGUCGACCGCCUGCUAAAGAUCUGAGGGGCGUGGCCGGCAGCAGUCGAUCCAGCCAGUCGGCAACGAGAGGGGUGUGCGUUGGUCCAAUCGUGGGGAAGAUGUUGGUGAGGGGGCGGGAGCUCUCUCUGGGGGGUGUGGCUCUCCUGCUCUGGCUGUGCUGUGGGGUGGGCGGGAUCGAAGUACCGCUGGACCCAAGAAUCCAACAAGAGAUUAAACAGCCUCCAACCAUCACGAAGCAGUCAGUGAAGCACUACAUCGUGGACCCCAGAGACAAUAUCAUUAUCGAGUGUGAAGCCAAGGGGAACCCCAUACCCAGUUUCUCGUGGGCGCGGAACGGGAAGGUCUUCAAUGUGGCGAAGGACCCGCGGGUCUCGAUGCGGCACCGUGCCGGCACGCUGGAGAUCGGCUUCCGCAGCGGGGGGCGGCCGGAGGAGUACGAGGGGGAGUACCAGUGCUUCGCCCGGAACGAGUACGGCACUGCGCUGUCCAGCAAGAUCCUGCUGCGGGUCUCCAAGUCUCCUCUGUGGCCCAAAGAGAAUCUGGAGCCUCGGGAGGUGACUGAGGGCUCUCCCAUCAUCCUGCCCUGCAACCCUCCCCCUGGACUGCCUCCCCCCCUCAUCUUCUGGAUGAACAGCGCUAUGAUGCCAAUUGUUCAGGACAAGCGGGUCUCCAUGGGGCUGAACGGGGAUCUCUACUUCUCCAAUGUGAUGGCCAAGGAUGGGCUGACAGACUACAGCUGCAACGCCCGCUUCCAGUUCACACACACUAUCCAGCAGAAGAACCCUUUCUCCCUCAAAGUGAUCACCAAGGAACCCCAUAACGAUACGUCCUCUCUGAACCACACUGACUAUUACAGUGCUCGCGGAGUUCCGGAGACCGCGCCUGCCUUUCUCUCUCCCACGGGAACAGCGAGCUCCAAGACGGUGCUGCGCGGAGAGGAUCUGCUUCUGGAGUGUAUCGCCUCGGGAGUGCCCACCCCCGAUAUCAAGUGGUUUAAGAGGGGGGGGGAUCUCCCCGCCCUGAAGACGAAGCUUGAGAACUUCAACAAGACUCUGCGCAUCACCGGGGUAUCGGAGGAGGACUCGGGGGAGUACUUCUGUCUCGCCAACAACAAGAUGGGGGGGACCCGCCACGUGGUGGCUGUCACAGUGCAAGCUGCCCCCUACUGGCUGAAUAAGCCCACUAACCUCGUCCUGGCCCCUGAAGAAGAUGGGAGGCUGGUGUGUCGAGCCAAUGGGAACCCCAAACCCACCAUCCAGUGGCUGGUCAACGGAGAGGCCAUAGAGAAUGCCUCCCCAAACCCGAGCCGCAAGGUUUCCGGUGACACCAUCGUCUUCCGUUCAGUGCAGAUAGGCGGAAGCGCUGUGUACCAGUGCAUCGCCUCCAACAAGCAUGGCUACCUGCUGGCUAACGCCUUUGUUAAUGUACUGGACAUGCCACCGCGUAUGCUGGCCCCGUGGAACCAGCUUAUCAAGGUGAUCGAGAACAACCGCACCCUCCUCGACUGCCCCUACUUUGGCUCUCCUCUGCCCACGCUGCGCUGGUUUAAGAAUGGACAGGGCAGUAACCUGGACGGGGGGCAGUACCGCGUCUACGACAACGGAACUCUGGAGAUCAAGCGCGCUCGCAAGGAGGACCAGGGCACCUACACCUGCGUGGCGACAAACAUCCUGGGCAAGGCCGAGAACCAGGUCCGCCUCGAGGUCAAAGAGCCCACUCGGAUCAUCCGAGCCCCGGAAGAUCUGAUUGCGAAGCAUGGCACGCCAGCCCGAUUUGACUGCCGCAUCAAGCACGACCCUACCAUGCGCCUCACCGUCACCUGGCUCAAAGAUGACAAAGCGCUGACCAUGGGCUGGAGAGGUUUUGUACGGACUGUAGGAAAGUGGUUGAAGGAGGUGGAGGGAAUGUUCUAUCCCAGGGUGAAGAAAGACGAGGAAUCGAUGACCAUCCGAAAUGUGAAUGAGAACGACGAGGGUCUGUACACCUGUGUGGUGAGCACUGAGCUGGAUGAAGACUCUGCCACAGCGCGCCUCACUGUCCUGGCUUCAACCUUAACCUCUACCAGCCGUACUGGAAUAAUUCCAGACCGCCCAGACCCCCCUGUGGACCUGGAGCUGACGGACCCUUCAGAGAAGAGCGUGAGGCUCACCUGGAUACCCCAGGAUGAUAACCACAGUCCAAUUACAGAGUUCCUCGUUCAGUAUGAAGAGGACCGAUGGGAGAGAGGGAAGUGGCACAAUCUCUCCAGUUACCCCGGCAACCUCAACUCCGUCAUCCUGCAGCUCUCUCCCUACGUCAACUACCAGUUCCGCGUCCUGGCUAUCAAUGAGAUCGGAGCCAGCAACCCCAGCCGGCCGUCCGAGCGCUACCAGACCAACGGGGCCCCUCCAGAAUUGAUUCCCCAGGGGAUUCGCGGUAAGGGGUCCAAGAAGACGAACAUGGAGAUCACCUGGGAGAUGGUUCCGGGGAUGGAUCACAACGGGCCUAACUUUCGCUACGUGGUGUGGUGGCGGCGGAGGGACUCCCGUGAGGAGUGGAAGAACAUCACGACCACGUACCUGAAGUACGUCGUGACCGACACCGACACCUACAUCCCCUAUGAGAUCAGAGUGCAGGCACAGAACGACUUCGGGCUGGGCCCUGAGGGCCCCAUAGUGAUCGGCUAUUCAGGGGAGGACUACCCCAGGGCAGCUCCCAGCAACUUACGGGUCAGGCCAUCCGCUACCAAGACCGUGGUGUACUGGAGCCACGUCUCAGCAGAGAGCGUGCAAGGGGAGCUGAAGGAAUACAAGGUGUAUUACACGCGGGAGAGCAGCCAGCUCAGGGGACUCAGUGUGUCUCGGGUGAAGAAAUCGACCAGCUUUACCUCCUGGACAUCCAGGCCCUCGGGCGUGGUGUCCGGUCUCAUCCCCUACAGCAACUACAAGCUGUACAUGGUGGCGGUAAACGGCAGGGGGGAGGGGCCUCCCUCCGUCACGGUGGACUUCCAGACCCCCGAGGGAGUGCCUGCUGUCCCGAAAUACUUACGAAUUCAGCAGAGGAACGUGGACGCCAUAUACCUGGACUGGGACCACCCAGUGGAGCCUAACGGCAUCAUCACAGGAUACCUCCUCAAGUACCAGACUGUGAAUGGGUCUCGGACUGGCAAGAUGAUAACAGAGAACCUCUCUGCCAACACCACAAGUUACACGCUGCGACGGAGUGACCGCUACACGCGAUACAAGUUCUACCUGAGCGCCCGGACGCAAGUGGGUUCGGGAGAGGUGUACAUCGAGGAGUCUCCCGACUUUGCCAACGAAGUGAAUGCCAGCUCAGUUGUUCCGUCGCUACCACCCACCCCAACGGUUUUGGUAACCUCUGAUACCUCUCCCAGCACCACGGUCACAACUACUACUACUGCUACUACUGCUGCUCCCUCUCCCACUACAACUCCCACUACUACUACUGUCGCCAUGACAACUACAACCAAGAGUCCUUUGUCAGCUAUCACUCACAUUCAAAUGCGUGAAACCCCUGUGAGCAGACAGAUCUGGAACCUGACGGUCUCUCCGAACAGUAACUAUGUUAACAUCAGCUGGACUCACAACUUCCUUCCAGACACCACCGAGUUUGUCAUUGAGUACACUGACAGUAACAAGACAGUGAAAAGCGUGACGGUCAAACACGAGACCCCCGUCAAGCUGGCCGGGCUGGCGGAGGGGGCCAAGUACAGUGUGCGGGUUUACUCUCGAGAGUACGACUUCAUCAGCAGCAAGACCGUCCCCUUUGAGACCAGCGCAGCUUACACCAAGGACCAGGUGGACAUCGCCACCCAGGGCUGGUUCAUCGGGCUGAUGUGCGCCAUCGCCCUGCUGGUGCUGAUCCUCCUCAUCGUCUGCUUCAUAAAGAGGAGCCGCGGGGGCAAGUACCCAGUGCGGGACAAAAAGGACCUUCCUUUAGAUCCCAUGGAGCGUAAGGACCAGGAUGGGUCUUUCGAUUACCGGUCUCUUGAAAGGUUAAACCGUGUUACCACACUUCCUUAUAUUAAACGCGAUGAGGAUAACAAGCCCCUGCAGGGCAGCCAGACCUCUCUGGAAGGGACUAUCAAGCAACAGGAGAGCGACGACAGCCUGGUGGACUACGGGGAAGGCGGGGAUGGCCAGUUCAACGAGGACGGCUCCUUCAUCGGCCAGUACACCGUCAAGAAGGACAAGGAGGAAACUGAGGGCAACGAGAGCUCUGAGGCCACGUCUCCUGUCAAUGCCAUCUACUCGCUGGCGUAACCCUGCCAUGGGGGGUGGUGGGGGGGUGCUGCUGACUGACACAAGGGCGCCAAGAACCAAGAGCCAAGAACACCACGCUGGGAUACACCACGGUUUAUAGAAUAGGAGCAGGUUAGGAAACUGCACCCAGCGUCCACCAUCUUGGAUCCAGCUGGUCUACAGUUACAGCAGGAUGGUGAAUCCAAGUUGGAGCCACAAUGGCACCAGUUUCCUAACCCUACUACUCUAUAAACCAUAGUACAGGCAGAAGUGGGAGAGUACAAAGGAAGUCCAAGUAGCAAUGGUCAGCGAUGAGAGCGAGAGGAGACACAGUGAUAGGGUUAUUCAGAAAGAGAAUCCUGCUCCAGGUCUUUGUUCAAAUCAGGCCUGUACAUACAUAUAUAAGCUUAUUGACGUGCCAUUUCCAUUGCACAGCAGCACCCGUCAGAUAUCAGAGCAGCUCUGAUGAUUUUAUCAUAUUGAUAUCAAUAGUGCGUAUAUGUUUGUCUUGUUGUCUGGUGUGUAUAAAGUGAUUAAUACAAAGUUAUCUGGCCUUCUAUAUAUGUGGCUCUGCCUGCUGUAUAAUGUACUAUACUACAGGUGGGAUCUCCGCAGUUAAAAGAUCUGAGUCAUGUGACUUUCUGUAAUGGGAAAAUCAAAGACAAGGCACCGGAAGCUAUAGCCAGCUAUAAAAACAUCACACAGAAUGAUAGCAAACUUUUAAACAUAAAAUAAUGAGGGUUGGGAAAAAAGCUAUUUACUCUGCAAAGUAGAUUUACUAUAGAACAUCUAGUCUUUGUUGUGCAAUGGAAAACCAUGCAGGUUCAAAAACAGCAUGGAGAACCCACUUGGAAGGAAAACCUGAACUAGAAUGCCUCCGGUUGGGUGGUAUUCUUGCAAUGGCUGGAGAUCAGAAGCUUGGUGUUCUCUCAAAGAGAAGGCUGCCCUCGUGUUCAGUUUUAAGAUCCUGCUCCGUUGUUUCUUUUCUGAUUUUAUUUUUAUUGUAUCCAGCGCAACCCCAUCCCUGCUCCAGCUCACCCAUCCCUUCUCCAGCGACUCCCUGCUUGAGAAGCCAAUGAGGCGACUCGGAUCGGCCUCACGGGAACGAGAGGCAGUGGCUCACCCACCACUGACUGAACCGAGGGGGAGAAAACGUGACAGACCCUCUUCCUCUCCCCUCCCCACCACCAUCAUUCUGCGUAUCUUACUCCUAGAGAAAUAUCAAAGCAUACAACAGUAAACGCUCAAAACACACACUACUUUACAAAACCAACAAAACUGCCAAACAAAAACGCCUGCAACAUGUCGAAAGAAAAAAACUCUUAAAACGAUAAGAGAAACCAAAAAAAAAGGGUCAGCAGGAGAGACCCGCAAAGAAGACACAGUGAAGCAGAAGUCGACACAGCCACCCCCCCCCCAGCCAUAUCUUUUAACAGCUUAUGCACCCAACCAAGCAGCUUGGAUAUUGACAUCAGCCCUUGUUCCCAGCGGGACCCAGUCUUUCUUUUUGCCUUUUUCUUUCUGCGAAGACCGAAACCCCUUUGACCUCUGUGCCCCCUUGCACAUUCACUGACCCCUGUAAAAUGACUAAUCUCCUGUUGUCAUUAUUCUGUAAAAAUGGUACACCGCUUGGUCUAGUAGUUUAUAUGCAGCCUUGGCAAACCUUUGUUUGAGUGGUCCUGGACAGACUAUUGCUUGUGUGUGUGUGUGUCUCAGUGUGUGUGUGCGUGCGUGCGUGCGUGUGUGUGUGGCAGAAGGUGCUUUAAGUCUUAUUUAUGUUGGCCAUUCAUGAAACCCAGAACUUAAAAUGAAGAUCCAAAGAGCAUGACAUCUCAACUCUCGGAUAAAAGAGGAUUUUUUUUCUCCCAUAUUUGGGAUGUUGCCGGCUGAGUGGAAGGACUGAAGGACACUGUAUUUUGAGUUCGUGAAAUAUGUAAAAGAUGCUGAUGUUCAUUCAGUUGUUUUGGAUUAUUGUUGUUUUUUUGUUGUUCAUAUCAUGCAUUGAAACACAAAUAGGGGUGUGCCAUUCCAGUGUAUUUACAUGUCGAUUAACAGAAGGGUAGAGCGGAGGGACUGGGGUGUUGUCUGACCAUGUGGUUCGAGCUGAAGGACUGGGAGGCAGAGUGGGAUUGUAGUUAGAGCUGUAGUUUUUAAAAUCAAUUCCCAAUUCCAAUUUGGAAUUGGACUUGUUAUUUUAGAGACACAAUAAUAAUUGUUUGCGAUUGUUCAACGGCUUUCAUUUGAAGCUAGUUUAAUUGACUAACAGUGACUUCCAUUUACAUAAUUUGUUGCCACUGUGAGAAGUUCAUUUUAACAGAAUACUGCUAAUUGCAAUUUUGAGCAAUGAUGUGUUGGAAUUGAUUAAAAGGAAAUUGAUUUGAAAAAGGAACUGGAACUGAAAAACAGGAAUUGACGCCAACCCUGGUAGACUUCAGCCAUUCAUAUAUUUUUAUAGGUGAAGACUUUGUCAAUUAGUCUUCAAACUGCCCAAUAUAUAUAUAUACAUAUAUAACCCGGUUAGUUGGCACACCUCUAGAAAAUGUUUUUCUUUUUGAAUAACCUAAUGUCUUAAUUGAAUAUGUAUUGUUAUUAUAAUUAUUUUGAUUAUUCUUACUAUAUUUGUUGUUAUUAUUUAACAUGUGAAUUAUGACAUAUCUUUAUUUAACCUGUUGGGAAUUAUAUUGUAUGUAUUUGUAUUUAAUUAUUUUUUAAAUGUAAUUUUGCAUAAAUCAUAUGGUAUGGUUGGAUGCCACUACUAUGGACAGGGUUAGGAAUGUUUAUUUCUAUAUCUUUGACACAAAACCAGAUUAUUAAUAUAUAUAUAUAUAUAUAUAUAUAUAUAUAUAUAUAUAUAUAUAUAUAUAUAUAUAUAUGUAUCUAUGUAUGUAUGGGACACCGCAAUUACUCUGCAAGCAAGCUCUUAAACAGCAUUUUGUUAACAGCGAAAGCCUUUUGUGUUCUGUAAGAUAAGUGAUUCUGCUGUUGAAACCGAGAUGGAUGUUCCACAUGUUAAAAGCCAUGGCUUCAGUGUAUUGAUAAUAAGAAAUUUAUGUUACAUUUAUGUUUGUUCGUUUUUUGGAGGAAUUAGGGCUCUGCUUCCCUCCCUUAAUCCUGUAAGCAACCCAGAGCUACAGCAAAGUGCAAAUUAAUUUAUUUUAACGUGUUUGUUUGUUUUCUAGCACUGACAGAUUUUUGUUCUUGGUAAGUUGACCUGAUGCAUCACUUUAGUUUGGUGUAAUUUGUGUAAAUCAGCCUAUUUUAAUAUAACUCUGGGGUGAUUUGCGUUAGUUGAGUGUGCUCUCCCUAAUGCAGGGGGGGUUUAUAAGGGGGGGCAGCAUACGAUACAUUAAAAAAUGUAUUAAAAAUGUAAACUCGAGUCAAUCAGAAAUCAAUAUGCAUACAGUGGGGAAUCUGAACUCAUCUAUUAUUUAAAUGCACUGAAUACACUCUCCCCAUUCCCUGUGGGAUUUGUAAAUAUUAAUGAGUACUAUAACAGCCAUCAUAGGGGCCAGCCUCAUGCCUGGAGUACAUCGGAUAUCCCCACUGGAAACUAUUAAGCCUUCCCAUCCAUUUAUACCACUGAAAACCAAAAAAAGCCAUGACGUCUUUCUUUUUCUAAUCAGGGAUUCAAGUUACACAGAGGUGAUGUCAUCAUAAAGCAACUCAAGCCAAUUGUUUCUCCCUCUCAUAUCUAAACCAUAUCAUAUAUUAAAAGCAUACGCACCUGGUAUGCUCAAUAGGGCACUGCAACAGUACGAAAUGCGCUUCACAGAGUGUGGAGGGAAUUCAUCUCUAUUCAUGUAUAAUGUUUCGGUUAAUGAGUCUAAAGAGUCGUAUUUAAAAAAAGAAGAUUAUUUUCUGUUUGUUUCGGGAACAUUACCAAGUGCUAUUUCACUACAAACCUUGUUAAUGUGGUCUACAGGGUGCUGAAGCUACCCAUACUGUACGCAAAGAGUCUUCAACAAGGUUUCUCCAGACUUUUUGAUUGGCUUUUGAACUGAGACACCUGCAUAGUGUCUUAUUUUUAUUCACAAUACACUUCAAACUCAUUAAAGAUUCAUCAUAACCUUAUUCUGACUCUAAUCAACAUCAAGGUUAUGAUUUUUGUAAAAACAAAUUGCACGGAUUGACCAGCCAAAAGGAUUUCAAGUUCCAAAUCCCAUUAGGUGGUAUACACUGAACUGAUUAACUUUCUUAGUGACCACAGAUUAGUUUCAGUCACCUUAUUGUGAUACAGUACCAAAAUAUAUAUAUAUAUAUAAAAGCAAAACCAUUUACCUUGUAUUUUGUUAAAUGCCCUUGGCUGCUUAGCUCCCACUUUCGACAAUUAUCUAGCAUUCAAGUCUCCAUUUGAAUGCCUGCUAUUGAUUGUAAGCCUAUAUAUACCUUGGGUUUAUGUCCUAACAGGUCUUGGGGAAAUAUUAUGUAUUUUGUAAUCUUAUUUGGAUUUAGGUGCACAGAUUUGAUUUUCUUUAAGAGCGUUCCGGUCUGCAGAGGAAUUGAAUCUUUAACUUGCUGUGUGCUAAUGCUUUGAUUGCACUUGCAUUGUCUAGACUAGAUGUUACUUCCAUUUUAAAAUUCAUAAAUAAAUGUACCCAAUUUGUAUUUUAUUCUUGAACUUCAGUAUACAUCAAAGUUACUUCGAAGCAGAUCCAUUAAAAUAAAAAUAAAAAAGAUUAGGAUGUCCAACCCAACAGCCUGACAUUCAGAAAAAGGAAAGGGCCACUUUACGUGUGCUGUACAUCGUUCAAAUAACUGCUUAGAGAGCACUGGGCUGCAGUGUGGGGGGUAGUGGGUUUGAGUAGCUCGGUGGUUAGAGCACUGGGCUGCAGUGUGGGAGGUAGUGGGUUUGAGCAGCUCAGUGGUUAGUGCUGGGCUGCAGUGUGGGAGGUAGUGGGUUUGAACAGCUCAGUGGUUAGAGUGCUGGGCUGCAGUGUGGAAGGUAGUGGGUUUGAGUAGCUCUGGUUAGUGCUGAGCUGCAGUGUGGGAGGUAGUGGGUUUGAGCAGCUCAGUGGUUAGAGUGCUGGGCUGUAGAGUGGGAGGUAGUGGGUUUGAGCAGCUCAGUGGUUAGAGUGCUGGGCUGUAGAGUGGAAGGUAGUGGGUUUGAGUAGCUCUGUGGUUAGUGCUGGGCUGCAGUGUGGAAGGUAGUGGGUUUGAGUAGCUCAGUGGUUAGAGUGCUGGGCUGCAGAGUGGAAGGUAGUGGGCUUGAGUAGCUCAGUGGUUAGAGGGCUGCGCUGCAGUGUGGAAAACAGUGGGUUUGAGUAUCUCGGAGUUAAGUGAGCCCGCUAGUAGUAAGAGAUGGCAGGAGAUCCACCAGUCUACACAACAAACUUAUUAGUUAGAUUGCUCCCAAAAAUAUUUUUCUCUCAGGUCCGUCCCCCCAUCC